CUUCUUCCAAUCAUCAUGCCAGGCCUUACCAUUGGAGACACAAUCCCUGACCUUGAAGCUGAAACCACCCAGGGCAAGAUCAACCUCCACCACUUCUGUUCUAAUUCAUGGACCAUCCUCUUCUCUCACCCUGGUGAUUUCACCCCGGUUUGUACCACGGAACUUGGGAAGAUGGCUGAGUAUGCUAAAGAGUUUAAUCAGCGAGGAGUGAAGCUAUUGGGUUUAUCAUGCGAUGACAUUCAAUCCCACAAUGAAUGGAUCAAAGACAUUGAAGCCUUCACUCCAGGUUGCAAGGUGAGUUACCCAAUCAUGUCAGACCCAAAGAGAGAGAUAAUCAAGAAGCUGAACAUGGUGGACCCUGAUGAGAAAGAUUCCAGUGGCAAUAAUCUACCUUCUAGGGCUCUUCACAUAGUGGGGCCUGAUCUUCAGGUGAAGCUGAGUUUUCUGUACCCAGCAACAACAGGGAGGAACAUGGAUGAAGUAGUGAGGGUGGUGGAGUCUCUGCAGAAGGCUUCAAAGUUCAAGAUUGCAACACCAGCAAACUGGAAGCCAGGGGACCCUGCUGUCAUUCAGCCAAGUGUCACUGAUCAACAAGCCAAGGACAUGUUCCCUCAAGGUUUUGAAACUAAGGAUCUCCCUUCAGGGAAAAACUACUUGCGCUUCACCAAAGUUUGAUAUCAUAUCAUAUCAUAUCAUGUCAUCUUAUUUUGCUAUCUCACAAAUCUAAAUAUGGUUAAGUACGAGUUGGCCUCUUCUCUAAUGUUAUGUUUUAUAUAGACACUACUUAGUAUAAUGUAUCCUUUUGUUGACUGUGUUAUACUAUAACAGAAUCUGAAUCUUAAUUUGGUUAUGUCACAUUAUUA
Arachis duranensis is the source of this 863-nucleotide messenger RNA. Its product is annotated as 1-Cys peroxiredoxin. Gene Ontology annotation, molecular function: peroxiredoxin activity. Lineage: Eukaryota; Viridiplantae; Streptophyta; Magnoliopsida; Fabales; Fabaceae. Gene Ontology annotation, biological process: cell redox homeostasis; cellular oxidant detoxification. The record is from RefSeq and is a predicted model, not a curated record. Gene Ontology annotation, cellular component: mitochondrion; cytosol.